This is a messenger RNA of Trichechus manatus latirostris (Florida manatee), 3773 nucleotides long. RefSeq names its product potassium channel modulatory factor 1 (gene KCMF1). The transcript has 7 exons. Gene Ontology annotation, biological process: synaptic signaling. Gene Ontology annotation, cellular component: plasma membrane. NCBI's taxonomy places the organism in Eukaryota, Metazoa, Chordata, Mammalia, Sirenia, Trichechidae. Bases 923 to 1915 code for a protein of 330 amino acids. The record is from RefSeq and is a predicted model, not a curated record.
CCAAGUUCCCGGGGCGGAUCCGGCCCGACCGCGGCGAGCAAACUCCCUGCUGGGUCACGCUGCCGGAGCGGGACUCGCUCCUGGCCAGCCUUGGGCCCUCGACCGGCAUGCGCUGCCUAGCAGACCAGGUUUUGGUAAAUGACCGUGGUGAGGUCUCAUUUGAUGAUCGGAGGCGAUUUAGACUUUGUUGUACAUUUCAAAACGCGGCUGGGGUACAGUUGCAAUAAGCAGACACCUUUACCGCAGUCCCAGGGCACAAAGAGAUGAAUGUUUAGGGCCGAUAUAUAAGGCGUUGAGCUGGUAAAAAAUAAGUUAACUUGAAUUUACUGCCAUAUGGUUUAGAAAAGGGGGAGGGGGUUGUGCUUUCUUUGUUUCACUACUACAGGUCUUUAAAAAGUAUCAAGAGACCUGGCGAAAAGUUUAUCCUGGUAAGGUUAAUGCAAGAUUGUAGAAGUGGUUUGAACGUAUUGUGUACUCUUGAUUUUAAAUCCUAUGUAAGGUGCUGUAGGAGUGGAGAAAGUUUAGUGUGUGCUUCACACUGUGGAAAGGAUAAUCUAAGGGAAAUAGAAAUUUUAGAAUUUUGAGAUGAAAAAGCUCAGAUUGCUUUAAAUUAUAUUUAGAGCAAGUUUCAGAGUUUGCAUUACUGUUUGUAGUCUUGAGGUUGACUCAACAUUUCGUGUUCAAGAAUUCUGUAUUUCAAAACUAAUUGGAAAUAUACUGUAUUUUCUGCAGGAUGCAUUUGUUGAGCAUUUACUGUGUACACGUGUUGGACAUUUUGAAAUAAGGUGUCAGCUGUGAUGCAUGUUUAAAAGGAAAUUUUCGAGGUCGCAGAUACAAGUGUUUAAUUUGCUACGAUUACGAUCUUUGUGCGUCUUGUUAUGAAAGUGGUGCAACAACAACAAGGCAUACAACUGACCACCCAAUGCAGUGCAUAUUAACGAGGGUAGAUUUUGAUUUGUACUAUGGUGGGGAAGCUUUCUCUGUAGAGCAGCCACAGUCUUUUACUUGUCCCUAUUGUGGAAAAAUGGGCUAUACGGAGACAUCGCUUCAAGAACAUGUUACUUCUGAACACGCAGAAACAUCAACAGAAGUGAUUUGUCCAAUAUGUGCGGCAUUACCUGGAGGCGAUCCUAAUCAUGUCACGGAUGACUUUGCAGCUCAUCUUACACUUGAACACAGAGCCCCUAGAGAUUUAGAUGAGUCGAGUGGUGUUCGACAUGUACGUAGAAUGUUUCACCCUGGCCGGGGAUUAGGAGGUCCUCGUGCUCGUAGAUCAAACAUGCACUUUACUAGCAGUUCUACUGGUGGACUUUCUUCUUCUCAGAGUUCAUAUUCUCCAAGCAAUAGGGAAGCCAUGGAUCCUAUAGCUGAGCUUUUAUCUCAGUUAUCAGGAGUGAGACGCUCUGCAGGAGGACAGCUUAAUUCUUCUGGCCCUUCUGCUUCUCAGUUACAACAACUGCAGAUGCAGCUGCAGCUAGAACGGCAGCAUGCCCAGGCAGCACGGCAACAACUGGAGACCGCACGCAAUGCAACCCGGCGUACUAACACAAGCAGUGUCACCACUACAAUCACACAAUCCACAGCAACCACCAACACAGCUAAUACAGAAAGCAGUCAGCAGACUACCCAGAAUUCCCAAUUUCUCUUAACAAGGUUGAAUGAUCCUAAAAUGUCUGAAACAGAGCGCCAGUCCAUGGAAAGCGAGCGUGCAGACCGCAGCCUGUUUGUCCAGGAGCUCCUUCUGUCCACUUUAGUGCGUGAAGAGAGCUCGUCCUCAGACGAGGAUGAACGGGGGGAGAUGGCAGAUUUUGGUGCUAUGGGCUGUGUAGAUAUUAUGCCUUUAGAUGUUGCUUUAGAAAACCUAAAUUUAAAAGAGAGUAAUAAAGGAAAUGAGCCUCCACCACCUCCUCUUUGAUGACAUCCCAAUUCGCAGACGAUGUCCUCUGUCCUGUAUUUGCCAAUGAAAGUGGACGACAACUAUCUUGGGUUUGUUUGGUGAUUGUAAUUUCAGGUCUGUCACUCUUGUUACAUUGUGUACAUUCAAAAGGAAGAGAGAAAAUAUAUAUGAUAAUCAUUUCCACUUAACUAAUUUUUACUUCUAGCAGGUAAAUAAAUGUAGGUAGCAGUGCAGGGGUGAUCUCUGCUUCCUGUACCUUGACAUGCAAAGGCUCUCCUAAUACUCCACAUUCAAACUGAAGAGGAAAAUUGAAAUCUCUAAUGAAGCUGCUGUGUGUAUUUAUGAAUAUUAAUGAAUAAAAACUGCUUGGAUGGUUUACCUUAACUACUGCAUGAGGUUUUUUGCAGCGUGCAUGAGUUUUAGUGACCUUGUUAUUUAAAAAAUUAAAUACAAGGAGUAAAACUUAAAAAAAAAAAAAAAAAGCCCAAAGCUUUCCCAAGCGUUAUUCAAUGGCUGCGUUUAUUCAGUGGUUACAUGACAAGAGAUGCUGAGGUAGCUUUUGAAUAACGUCUGCCUGGAUCACCUUUCUCUGUGGGCCUCAUGUGCACAAAGCCAGCUCUGCAGUGGAAUCUGGGGGGGGCGUAGCGGGUGUGGAGCUCCGCCCUGUGUGACUGUCCUGUCGCCCUGUGAGUCAUCUUGCCUGUGUGGAGCUCAGCCUGUCUCUCUAACUCGUCAGUAGAAGACACGCCAGUAAAGCUACUGUCGGAAUCUGCUGCGGGGGCGUUUGUGUGCCCUGAAAACCAAUCCUGUUCAUGUUUGUUUGAAGUUUUUACUUUUUGUGGUUGUUUAAAAUUUUUCAGUUGUUAAAUAUGUUUUAUUCAGGUGUCGAUUAAUUCAUUUAUUCACUGUUCAACAAAGUUAACCUGAAUUAUGUUGUCUUUGUUUUUAAAAAAUCUCACAUUCUCGGUCAUACCUUGAGUUAUUUAUGUGUUUGCUUCAUAGUUUGCUGAGACGGAGCAGUAUCAGGGGAGCUUUGAGGAUUUGCCUUCCCAGACUUUGUCUAUAUAUUACAACCAAAUUCUUAAAGCUAACUUUAGCACCUUUUAUUUAUUGGGUUUUUUCUGGCAUAAAAAGUAAAGCCUUUUAAUUGAAUCAUGCCACCUAUAUGCCUAUAUUAUUAAUCCUAUGUGUAAAAAAAAAAAAGUACAGCUUUUAGGGGUUUGUUUUGGGGUUUGGAGGGGACGGGUUUUUAUUUUCUGUUUCACUUUUUUUGCAUAGCCUUUCACAAUAGCUCCAAGGCAGGGGCAGCAGGUUUUGGGGCUGGGGGGCAGUUUUUGGAAUGUAAAUUUAGGACUCUUUAAAAAGGUGCGCACAGCUUCCGAUAAAUUUAUACCUAGACUUCACCUAAUCAUGUCUCGUUCCAGUUCUCUUUUCUCUGAGCCCUUUUCUCAGUCUCCUUUCCCCCGUCAUCCUUUCCCUUUCCUGUCUGUGUUCUUCCGUUUCUUCAACACGACAAGCAUACAGACUGAACACCGUACAGUGUUCUUCCGAGAACUGUGAAGUCCAUGUUCAUCCAAAUGUAACCAAAAAGAAGUCACCCCACAUGUCAAAAAAACUGUCGCUUCUCCUGUGAAACUUAAGACCCCAGCGAUUUCCAAAUAUAAUAGCUUUGUUUUCUUUAGUUUCUGUGAUGAAAAAUGCUGUCAAGGAAAAAUUUUACAUCAACCUUCUGGUUAUACUAGAAGUCAACUCCAGUACGGAUUUUCUUUUUUUCAAUUGGUUGUUGAGAAGUUUCAAAAUCCAAUUUUCAAGCUGUGGUCUUUUCAAACACAUCUUCUGCAUAUAAGUCACACAUUUCAAUAAAGCAUUUUCAAGA